Molecule: messenger RNA, 4817 nt
Organism: Sitophilus oryzae (rice weevil)
Lineage: Eukaryota; Metazoa; Arthropoda; Insecta; Coleoptera; Curculionidae
Gene: fwe
Product: calcium channel flower
Exons: 5
Coding region: 106-699 (197 amino acids)
Biological process (GO): vesicle-mediated transport
Cellular component (GO): membrane
Source: RefSeq, a predicted model, not a curated record
UGUUAGCAAUUGUCUUCUUGUCAACCAUUUGUCAACAUAUUUUCAACAUCAACAAUUUUCGAUUGUGGUCAUUUGUUGACAAUUUGCUUUAACUUCUGGUGAAAAAUGUCGAUUCAAGAUAAAAUAUCCGCCUUAAUGGCUAGGCCUGGUCAAGAUCUUGUCGCGAAAGAUGACGUACCUUGGUGGUUGAAAACGGCUGGUCGAGGGGUAGGAACAGUCGGUGGAUUUAUUGCCGCUUUACUUGGCAUAUGGAAUUGUGUGUCGAUACUCACAGGCAAUGUUUCAGGAUUAAUUGCAGGGAUGUGGCAAAUUGUUGCCAGUUUUAUUGUACUCUGCGUUGAGGCCCCUUGCUGCUGUAUGUUUAUUGAUCAAGUACAAAGGUUUAGUGAUAUGGUGGAUAACAGACCAUAUUGGAAUCGAGCAUUGGGAUAUGUUAUAUUGGCCAUACCCCCAGUUAUAUUGGAUUUUGCCUUUUCGACCUUUUUUGGAAGUGGAUUAAUAUUUGCCACUGGUAUUAUUUAUGGUAUGAUGGCUCUGGGUAGAAAGGCCUCUGCUGAAGAGAUGCGCCAAGCAGCAGCCGCCGCUGAGAGCCGUCAAUCUACCACUCCAGCACCCUCUGCUAAUAUGCGAGCUAACUUGGUUACCAACGCUCAGCCGAUUGGUUUUUCUGGCGCACCAGUAUUCGAUAGCAACGUUUGAAGGAUUCUCCGCUUUCAUUCAACAUUUAUAUCCUUUAAACCCGAACAACCACGAAUUAGUUCCUUAUCUGAGAGUCAUCGUGAGCAAUUAUUUAUUUUAUCUCGAGUCGAACCAACGUACAGUCAGCUUAUAAGGCCUAAUUUAUAAUUGGACUUCUAAUGUUGUUAUUGGAUCAAAAGGAUUCUAACUUCAGUAGAAAUUUAAGAGGGACUGUUUUAAUAUCUAUAACAUAGGUUAUGAGUUUAUGGCUUUUGUCUAUAUGAACAUAUCUACAACAGAUUAAUUUGAAGUACUUCCAAUAUUGUUUUUAUUUGCAAAUUUAUUAAUUAUUUUUACCGUUAGACUGUUUAGGAAGUCAUAUAUUACAAGUACUUUAUAAUGAGAUUAAGUAAACAAUGCCAAAUAUUUUGUCUUUUUAGUUGUAGUCAUUUAUAUUGUAUAAUGUGGAGAACGUGAUACAGACUUGUGAGAUUUAUAUUGUAUAUUUAUAUUGAUUGAAGGCUGAUUUGCAACUGCUUAUUUUUGACAUAUUUAUUCCAUAUAAAUACGCAUUCCAAUAUAUUUUUAAGCUAGGAGGGAAUGAAUAUUAGAUGAAUAAUGGGAUAUUUAAAAUUGUUGGUAUCAGGGUCGGAUUAUUCAUAUUGGGGUGUCUAGGCAAUUUAUGUCUUGGGUCCCUUUACCUUUUCCUAACUUUUUACUACUUACUAUUUAUUGAAAUAUAUAUUUCUAUCACAACACAAUUUUAUUCAUAAUGAUACUGUUUUAAUUACAUUGUGAGGGUCCCAUAGGUCACCAGUCCCCAACCCCAUCUGGGAACCCUAUAUAUGUAUAAUUUGAUCCUGAUUGGCAUGAGUUGAGAUUUAUAAUUUAUUGUCGUACUAAUGUUCUUAUCUUACAAGGAAAAUAUUGAAUAAUUAAAUUAUUUUAUUACAUCUUCUAUACUUGCAUUCGCCAUUUUAUAAUACCGUUUUUUAUUUGAAUGUUUCUUAAUCUAUGAAUAUCAUGGCAAAUAAUUAUUUGUAUCACUUUUCAGAUAUUAUAUCUUAUAUAUGAUUUUUAUUAGAUAUGUUUCACAGAGGUCAAGUUUUAGCAGAGAGGUAAAUGUUUUUGAACAUACCUGUAACAAUUUAUUUGUACACAUUUUUAUAGAUACUCAGAGGUUUAAGUUUCAGUUUUAACAUAGUAUAUCAAAAAGUGGUAUGGUCAAGUUUGCUUUGAAUUAUAAAAAAAAAUAAUUCUUGUGUUAAAUUGCAUUAGAAUUCUUUUAUUUGUCAAAGUUAUAGCUAUCUUGAUUAUAGAACUUUUUGAUGGUAUCGUAUGUUUUACUUUUUUGUAGUUGCUUGGUAAAUUUAUAUAAACUUCAAUUCAUAUAAUAUAAACAUACCUAUUGAUAGUUAUUAUUUAAAAAUGAGAACAUAUUAUUAGACAGACAAAAAAUAAUUUUGGAACUACGUGUAAUUGGUACUAGUGUUUUAAAAUUUUGAUAGAUUAUAUUUAAAUUUUGUUGCAACUGUUUUAAUCAAUGUAACAAAGAAAUUAUAAUGUUAAUAGCAAAGGAAUAGAACGGGAUAUCAUCUUUUUAAUUAUAGCAUUCGUUUUUGUUAUGUUUUUGUAUACCUAUAACAUACAUACUACAGUCUGACAAACCGAUCUGAAACAACGGGGCAACAGUAAGGGGAUCGCAGUUUUCUAAAAAUAUGGCCGACCUCAUUCAUAAAAUAUCCGGAAGCGUGCGGAGUUUUAUGAAAAUAUAUCAAGAAUUUUUAUCAUAUUUUCCAGUAAAAUUUAUAAUAUUAUUUUACUUUAAAUGUAGCUACAUCUUGUUUACUGAUUUGCUAAAUAUAGUAAUAUUUGUUAAAACACGUGUAGUAAUUAUAAUAGACAAAUCACUUUAAAGGUAUAAACUACAAUACAAUAACACCCGCCACUGGCUUUUUCAAUACUAGUCAAUAUUCUAGGGAGGGGCCUAAAAUUUGGCAAAAUACCAACGUGCAGGCAUUUCUACCAAUCAGGUUGGUUGAAUUCGGGAUGCCAUGAUGAAUUUUGUCAACGUUGCCGGCUUGCUUUAAAUGGACGAUAUCUUUAGGACAUAUUUACCAUUAUUUAUAAUAGGGUCAAUGAAGUAAAUCAAUUAUUUAGAUAAAUAUACAUCUAACAAUAAGAACUUCUUUAAGAUAAGUAUUUUAUAUGGAUGUAUAUAAUUAUGUAUGCUGAAAUGAACUAAAAAUAUAUUUGAUGUAUAGGUAAUAUCGAGCAAUUUUGCUUUUCUACUAUUAAACGUAAGAACAUCGAUUUUUUUGCUUCUGUUGUAUUAGAUCCGUUUGUCAUAUGACAUCUACAAGAAUAUUUUAGGCUUAAUAUCUACAUAAGGCUCGUUAUUGUUAUUUUUCAUUAGAUUUGAUGGCUUUAGGGCAAAAACAUGGUAAGCGCCAUUUUACUAAUUUUACAGGAGAGCAGUGGGCGGCUGGUUGUUAUCAGGUUCUUUCCCUGUCUUCUAUAUUUUUAUUAGGCAGGGAGCAGUUGACAUAUUAUAAUAUUGUAAAACCCUAAAACUAAGAAAUUUGUGCUUAUCAUGUUUUUCCCCUGGACACUUCAUUUUGGAGAGGGCUAUUUAAAGUUUGGUUGAACCAGUGGCGGCUCGUCAGGGUAGGCAAGGUAGGCGGCGCUUACCCUAAAAUUUUGGCAGAAAUUAAGCGGUUUAUUAUAUUACAUUAUUUACUGUUAAUGUUGCCAAUACAUAAAAAUACUGUUAAUACACGGAAGUGUGUUGUAAUAAUCAAUAUUAUUUUGUGGUCUUGUAUAUUAAAAUAUUCACUACCGCUUGUGUACGCUGACUAUACCGUUGCGUUAGAAAAAAAAAUAAUUUUGACCGUUGGAGUGCCUUUGUUCGGCGAUUUCUACAUCGCCUACUAUCAGAGUCGAUGCACGACGUGCGGCAGUCUUCUGUCUCUGUCUACCUCAUCGUACGGUAGCGAUGGACCGUAAGUCGGAGUUGUAUCGUAUUAAGGCGGGGCUUAGGCGAAAUCUCCUGUCGCCUUCGCAUGAAGUCGUGGAGGCUCGGUAGGCUCAGAAGUUAAGGGGAUAUUCCCGAUAUUUCAUAAGGGGAUAUAUCGCAUUUCGUUAAGGGGAUAUUUCAUAUGAUCAUUAUACAUAGCAUUUAAAACUUUUAUAUGAAAAUUCAAAAAACGUUUAAAACAAAUUUGAAACGUUAUUCAAAAUGAAAUAACCGAUUGUAUUUCAAAACACGCCACAGAAAUAAAAGAAUCCGAAAUAAAAGAGCGCGUUAGUUUAUUCGGUGCAAGAAGAACGAUACAACAGAUAUUACAGAAAAGUCUCAGUGUGGUAAUUCAAUUCGAUAUGUUAAUAAAUGUUAUUUUAUGAAAUAUUAGAUAACAUGGUUAUUCAUUUAGAAAGAAGGUUGCAGAUAGGUACUCGUAUGUCUCAAUUAUUUUUAUUUAUCCUAAUAAAUCCGAAAUUUAAAGAAUCCUAUAAAAAAAUUUCCAACGCAUUUAAUAUUGAUUAACAAACAAAAAAUGUUAUUGACCAACAUAAAUUAAUGAAUAAGUUGCAGGUAUAAUAGAUAUGAUAAUUUCGAUUAUACAAUAAUUUAAGGAGAAUAAUCCUGGAAAUAUAUUUGCAGAGGCUUUCAAAUCGUUUGUUUUGAUUGUUACUACACCAUUUACAAGUACUUGGGUUGAAAGACAUUUUGCAUGUUUGAAAUGCAUUAAAAUUUAUUGUAGAGAUUCCAUGAAAAAUAAACGUUUAUCAACACUCGCCUUAUUUUCAAUCUAAAAAGAUCUUUUCACAGCCCUUCAACAAUCUGAUUAAUUUACUGAUAUAAUAUUAAAUAACUUUUCUUUAUCAAGAGACCGACUUAUCAAUUUUUUAUAUAAAACAUAAUUAUUCUUUUUCUCAACACUACCAAUUUUUUAAGUUUGCGUAAAUAAAAAUAAAAUAAAAUUCUAUGAUGUACUCCAUAGUAACUCCAUAGUAAUAGAUGAAAAAAAACGUAUACUUGUACAUUAUGUCAUUACCUUGAAUGUUGUCAUUUGUUUAACCCAGAGAUAACAUAUAUCUACGAACUGGGUUAGGGUAUUAUGAAAAUUUAGGAGGGGGGG